This is a messenger RNA of Aspergillus brunneoviolaceus CBS 621.78, 1234 nucleotides long. Its product is annotated as aromatic alcohol reductase. The transcript has 4 exons. Lineage: Eukaryota; Fungi; Ascomycota; Eurotiomycetes; Eurotiales; Aspergillaceae. The coding region runs from base 214 to 1125 and encodes 303 amino acids. The record is from RefSeq and is a predicted model, not a curated record. Gene Ontology annotation, molecular function: oxidoreductase activity.
GCCUCGAUUGAGUCAUAGAUAGACUCUAUCUGGUUUAUUAGUUCUGUAUUAGAUACUAACUAAGGUACUAACUUAGUAGUUACUAGGCCAUCUUAUGGCCUCUCGCUAUACAUAAAAUGCAACCAACCCGCCCAGUAUUCUCCCGUUGACAACAUUAACCCUAACAACAACAACAACAACAACCACUGUCCAACCUCACCUCCCACCACAAUUAUGCCUACCAUUCGCAAAGUCACCAUCUUCGGAGCAUCCGGCAACUUUGGCGCCCCAAUCACAGCAGCCUUACAACGCACCGAAACCUUCGCCAUCACCAUCAUCACCCGCCCCGAGUCCACCUCUACAUUUCCCCCGGGUCUCCCCAUCAUCCGGACCCCUUACACCCUCGCCGACCUGACCACCGCUCUGACCGGCCAAGACGCCGCCAUCUGCGUCGUCGGGCCCGGGGGCAUCCCCGCGCAAGCCACCAUGGUCGAAGCUGCAGCAGCGGCGGGGGUGCAACGGUUCAUCAUCGACGAUUUCGGCUGGGGCCACAAUCCGCACAGCCUGCCGGAGUUCAGCGCCAUCCACGCGCAGCGCCGCGUGGGGUGGGAUCUUGCGCAACAAAAGGCACGGGAGAACCCCGGGUUCACGUUUACGGGGAUCACGACGGGGAAUCCGAUUGAUUGGGCUAUGAAAAAAUUCCCUAUGAUGGGCUUCGACAUCGCCCGCGCGGCGGCUAUCAUCUACGACUCGGGCACGGAGAGGUUCUCCGGCACCACUCUGGCGGGGAUCGGGCAGGCGGUGGUUGGGGUGCUCCUGCACCCGGAGGAGACGGCGAAUCGCUUCGUCAAGGUUCUCUCGAUUGUCACGAAUCAGAAUGAGCUGCUGGAGGCCUUUCAGCGCGCUAGUACGGGUCGGCAGUGGAGGGUGCAGCGCGACUCAGCGCAGCGGUUGAUGGAGAGUGGGCACCGGAAAUUUCAGGAGGGAAAUGGUAUGUGGAGGCUGGAGUUGGUGGUCGCGCAGAUGUUCGACGAAGGGCAGGCCCGGUGUGUUGUGGCGCCUUCGUGGUCGGAAUCGGACUCGCCCUUGUUGGGGGUGGUAGAAGAGAGUGCAGAUGAGGUGGUGGCUAAGGUGCUGCAGGGGUAGAUUUGAAUGAAUGAAAGAACAGGAUGCUUUAUGGGUCUGCAUUUUUAAAUGCUACGUAGUUUACUCCGUGCCUUGACCCAUAUGGUGCCUUGUCAUCCCCCACCGUAAC